Messenger RNA from Phytophthora megakarya, 339 nucleotides. The record is from the annotation of a GenBank genome assembly. NCBI's taxonomy places the organism in Eukaryota, Oomycota, Peronosporomycetes, Peronosporales, Peronosporaceae.
AUGGAAAAUCUGAAUUGUCAAACCAGAACCAAGCCCGAAUCCGGUGACGACUACGGCCGGAAGAAGCAGCAUCGACCCCCCCCCCGACACGAUACCGAGGACGAUGAUGAGAUCUACUACCACGAGAGUGGUGAUCUCUCAGCCGAAGUUCUCGCGGGCAAUCUCGCUGUGCUCCCCGAAAUCCAAAUCUCGACAACCGCGGAAGUCAGUAUCGAAGGUCCGCAGGUAGGAGAUUCCGGAUCAGCCACCCCCGAGGAGAUCGAGAAACACCGGCAGAUCAUUUGGAUGAAGCAACACCUCUUGAUCGGUAAAGGGGGACGCCCUACCGCCGCCGGCUAG